This is a messenger RNA of Ophidiomyces ophidiicola, 2049 nucleotides long. RefSeq names its product alpha-1,4-glucan branching enzyme (gene GLC3). Gene Ontology annotation, cellular component: cytoplasm. The transcript has 7 exons. Gene Ontology annotation, biological process: glycogen biosynthetic process. NCBI's taxonomy places the organism in Eukaryota, Fungi, Ascomycota, Eurotiomycetes, Onygenales, Onygenaceae. Gene Ontology annotation, molecular function: 1,4-alpha-glucan branching enzyme activity; hydrolase activity, hydrolyzing O-glycosyl compounds; cation binding. The coding region runs from base 1 to 2049 and encodes 682 amino acids. The record is from RefSeq and is a predicted model, not a curated record.
AUGGAAAACAACAAAUACAAAACAAUAGACGGGACAGGCGUUAUCGACUUAGAUGAGGGCCUCAAGCCAUUUGAAGACGAGCUGAAAAACAGAUACAAACGCGCGGAUGGGUGGAUUCAAAAAUUAAACGAUCUUGAAGGAGGACUUGAUACAUUCAGUAAAGGAUAUGAACGGUUUGGUCUAAAUGUUCAAGAGAACGGCGAUAUCAUUUACAGAGAGUGGGCGGCAAAUGCUGUUGAAGCUCAUCUGAUUGGAGAUUUUAACAAUUGGAAUCGUACGGCCGCGCCAAUGAAAAAGGAUGUUUUCGGUGUAUGGGAAGUCACUAUUCCGUCGAAGGCCGGAGUUCCCGCUAUACCACAUAAUAGCAAAAUCAAGAUUACAAUGACAACCCCUGAAGGAAAACAAAUCGACCGAAUUCCCGCAUGGAUCAAGCGAGUUACCCAAGAUUUGGAUAUAUCCCCUGUUUAUGAUGGAAUCUUUUGGAAUCCUCCAAAAGAAAAACAGUAUCAGUUCAAACACACCAGACCCAGCAAACCCGCGAGCCUUCGAAUCUAUGAGGCCCAUGUUGGUAUCUCGUCUCCAGAAACGAAGGUUGCAAGCUACAAAAGCUUUACAGACACAAUGCUUCCGCGCAUUAAAUACCUUGGUUACAAUGCCAUUCAGCUCAUGGCUGUCAUGGAACACGCCUACUAUGCCAGUUUCGGAUAUCAGAUUAACAACUUUUUUGCCGCCAGCAGUCGAUAUGGGAGUCCAGAAGACUUAAAAGAGCUUAUUGACACUGCCCAUAAGCUUGGUCUUGUUGUCCUUCUUGACGUGGUUCAUAGCCAUGCGUCGAAAAAUGUCUUAGAUGGUUUGAAUAUGUUUGAUGGGAGUGACCAUCUUUAUUUCCAUUCCGGAUCGAAAGGAAAUCAUGAUCUUUGGGAUAGUCGCCUGUUUAAUUACGGGAACCAUGAAGUUCUUCGAUUCCUUCUCAGUAACUUGCGGUUUUGGAUGGAGGAAUAUUGCUUUGAUGGCUUCCGUUUCGACGGUGUAACAAGCAUGCUUUAUACCCACCACGGUAUUGGAACAGGAUUCUCCGGUGGCUAUCAUGAAUACUUUGGAAUGUCUGUUGAUGACGACGGAGUAGCAUAUCUCGCUCUGGCAAAUGAGAUGUUACACCAGCUCUACCCAGACUGCAUUACGGUGGCUGAAGAUGUAUCUGGAAUGCCCGCACUUUGCCUCCCUCUUUCUCUUGGGGGUGUGGGGUUCGACUAUCGGCUGGCGAUGGCAGUUCCCGAUAUGUAUAUCAAGCUUCUUAAAGAAAAGCGUGACGAGGACUGGAACGUGGGGAACAUUGUUUUUACACUAACAAAUCGUCGACAUGGGGAGAAAACAAUAGCAUACGCCGAAAGCCAUGAUCAAGCGCUGGUCGGUGAUAAAACACUUAUGAUGUGGCUUUGUGAUAAGGAAAUGUAUACAAAUAUGUCAACUCUGACUGAGUUGACUCCGAUAAUUGAGCGCGGAAUGAGCCUUCAUAAACUCAUCCGCUUGGUCACCCACGGUCUCGGGGGCGAGGGCUAUUUGAAUUUCGAAGGAAAUGAAUUUGGUCAUCCUGAAUGGCUUGAUUUUCCCCGUGCUGGGAAUGACAACAGUUUUUGGUAUGCUCGAAGACAGCUAAAUCUCACGGAAGACCAUCUCCUGCGCUAUAAGUUCCUUAACGAAUUCGACCGCAAGAUGCAGGAAACGGAACAAAAAUACGGAUGGCUUCAUUCGCCACAAGCAUAUGUAAGCCUCAAGCACGAGGAAGAUAAAGUUAUAUGUUUUGAAAGGGGUGGGCUGUUAUGGGUUUUCAAUUUCCAUCCGACCAAAAGUUUUGCGGAUUAUCGCGUCGGAGUGGACGAACCUGGAAUCUAUCGAAUUGUUAUUGAUACAGAUAGUAGUGAAUUUGGAGGAUUCAAUCGAAACAACAAGGAGACGAGGUUCUUCACAACCGCCGAGCCAUGGAAUGGACGAAGGAACUACGCGCAAGUGUACAUCCCCUCGCGGUCUGCAUUGGUGAGAAACCUAUGA